This is a messenger RNA of Pogoniulus pusillus (Red-fronted tinkerbird), 494 nucleotides long. Its product is annotated as avidin-like. NCBI's taxonomy places the organism in Eukaryota, Metazoa, Chordata, Aves, Piciformes, Lybiidae. The transcript has 4 exons. The record is from RefSeq and is a predicted model, not a curated record. The coding region runs from base 45 to 494 and encodes 149 amino acids. Gene Ontology annotation, molecular function: biotin binding.
CAGGCACAUCGACAGAGAUCUGUGAGCUGUCUGCCACUGCAGAGAUGGUGCAAGGGACUCCCUUCCUCCUGCUGCUCUGCCUGGCUCUGGUGGCUUCUGGCUUCCCUUUCCCAAAGUGUGUGCUGACUGGGACAUGGAUCAACGACCUGCACUCCACCAUGGUCAUUGGGGCUGUGGACAACGGUGGCAACUUCAAUGGUGUCUACCACACAGCUGUGACAGCCACCUCGAACAAGAUCCUGAAAUCACCGCUGAAGGGCUCCCAGCACUCUGCAAACACAAAGAGCCAACCCACCUUUGGCUUCACUGUCAACUGGAACUUUUCAGACUCUGUCACUGUCUUCACCGGACAAUGCUUUGUGGAUAAGAAUGGAAAGGAGGUUUUGAAGACCAUGUGGCUGCUGAGGUCACAUGCGGACACCAUCGGUGACGACUGGAAAGCAACUCUGGUUGGCACCAACGUCUUCAGGAGAACGCAACAUGAGAAGGAGUGA